CCCCCGCCCCGCCCCGGCCCCACCAUGACCGGCUCCGCGGCCGACACUCACCGCUGCCCACACCCCAAAGGCGCCAAAGGCACCCGGUCCCGGAGCAGCCACGCGCGGCCCGUGAGCCUCGCCACCAGUGGGGGCUCGGAGGAGGAGGACAAAGACGGCGGGGUGCUGUUUCACGUUAACAAGAGCGGCUUCCCCAUCGACAGCCACACCUGGGAGCGCAUGUGGAUGCACGUGGCUAAGGUGCACCCCAAGGGGGGAGAAAUGGUGGGCGCCAUCAGGAACGCCACCUUCUUGGCAAAGCCUUCAGUGCCGCAGGUUCCGAACUACAGGCUGUCGAUGACGAUCCCAGAUUGGCUUCAGGCAAUCCAGACCUACAUGAAGACACUACAGUAUCCUUCCAACCAGGGUCUGGGCGGACCCCACGGGGACGGGCGCGGUGACCUCGAGCCUCCUGGCAGGUUAAUGGAAACAGCGAAAGAAAUGACUCGGGAGUCCUUGCCUAUCAAAUGCCUUGAAGCUGUCAUCCUGGGGAUAUACUUAACCAAUGGACAGCCUUCCAUCGAGCGAUUCCCCAUCAGCUUUAAAACCUACUUCUCAGGAAACUAUUUUCACCAUGUUGUGCUGGGGAUUUACUGCAAUGGCCGCUACGGCUCACUGGGCAUGAGCCGAAGGGCUGAGCUGAUGGACAAGCCGUUGACCUUUCGAACUCUGAGUGACCUCAUCUUUGACUUUGAAGACUCCUACAAGAAAUACCUGCACACAGUCAAGAAGGUCAAGAUUGGGCUGUACGUCCCCCAUGAGCCUCAUAGCUUCCAGCCCAUUGAGUGGAAGCAGCUGGUCCUCAAUGUCUCCAAGAUGUUAAGGGCUGACAUAAGGAAGGAGCUGGAGAAAUACGCCAGGGACAUGAGAAUGAAGAUCCUGAAACCUGCAAGUGCCCAUUCUCCAACCCAAGUGAGAAGCCGGGGGAAAUCCCUGUCCCCCCGAAGGAGACAGGCGAGCCCCCCAAGACGGCUCGGCAGGAGAGACAAGUCCCGAGGCAAGCGACCACGCCUGUGCCCGCAGAGGACAGCUCUUAGACUGCCGCAGUUCAUUACGUAAGGCCAUCAAAUCAUUUCUAAAUGUGUCGGGUGCCAUCAUGAAGCUUGGGAGUGGCCCAGCGCGUGGAAUAUUACCAUAACAGGCAAGAGGCCCAUCCGCGGUGGGGUCCCGGCCCCUUUCUGGGCUGGGAUAAUUUUAGUGGUUUCGUAUCCCUGCCGACCUCUCCCCUACAGCUGCAUCCCUUCGGCCCUGCAUUCCUCUCCGUUUUUGCACUCGUCUGAAUAACCCUUCUGGAAAGGAGGAUCAGUGUCACUGGGUUGACAGAAGAGUCAGCUGGGUGGGAGGGCGAACCGCAAAGCCUGCACUAGGUGUCAGCUCCGGGCAGGGCGUCAAGAGGGAGACAGGGACGCCCCCGCCCUCUACCCCACGAGUCCUUGUCAGCCUCUGCUCCCCUAGGUGUGUUUAAAGCGCCAUCCCCACAGAGCAAAUUGUUUCCUGUGGUUCCAAGAGAGGCAGGGAGACGGAGGUUGAGAUCCAUGUUUUAUAAUUAUUUUUUAAAAUUUAUUUAUUUUUUUUAUCAGUAGCAGCCAGGACGCCCGCCCCUCACCCUGGCUGGAACAAGGGUUAGAAGUAAGGUGGGAGGAGAAGUUGUUAUGGUGAUAGAUCCUGCGGAGGGGCCGGGGGCCGGGCAAGGCUGGUAAACCUCCUGCAAAGCUCAUCCUCCCCCGCUGAGAACAUUUCCACUUAAAAUGCCAGCAGUUCCCCGGUGGCUGCCCGCAUGGACAUGAAAGGGGCUCGUGCUAUUUGGAGUGACCAUGUGGGACAUUCUUCCCCAGUGGGGCAAGAGUCCCUAAGGACCUCUGAGAGAGGCUUUGUUCUCUCUCCGCCCUCUGGCUCCUCUUUCCCGCCUCUGUCCCUCCUCUGCUCUUCUUCGCUGUCGGUGAUUCUCCUCCUCCCUUUUCCUCCCUCUUUGAGUUCCCUUCUUGGUCAUCUGUCUCGGUGCGGACUGUGGCUCUAGGGAGAGUGGCCCACCCUGCUGGAGACCCUCAGGGUCACAGAGGCUACUAAGCCCCAUCUCAAGAUCAGGUCUCCUUUCACAGCUGGCCCCAAGCGGGACCAGGGAGUUCCUGCUCCGUUUUUUUUGUUUUUGUUUUUGUUUUUAAAGAUUUUAUUUAUUUAUUUGAGAGAGAGACAGUGAGAGAGAGCAUGAGCGAGGAGAAGGUCAGAGGGAGAAGCAGACUCCCCAUGGAGCUGAGAGCCCGAUGUGGGACUCGAUCCUGGGACUCCGGGAUCAUGACCUGAGCUGAAGGCAGUCGUCCAACCAACUGAGCCACCCAGGCGUCCCAUCCUGCUCCGUUUUUUAUGAAGUUUCGUAGGGACACCUUCAGGCAGUUGCCCAAGUGAGGCUGUGAAGUGAUAAUGAAGUUCUAGAAAAUCAGUUUGAUUCCAUGGGCUAAUGGUAUUGAACAUAUUCUGAGUGAGGCCCGAGAAGUCAUUCCAUUCCCCUUCCAUCCCGGGUAAGAAAAUGUCCCCAAAGGUAGGAAGGAGACAAUGUCCUUAGCAAGCAAAGGAGAGGGGAGGCACAAAAAAAAAAAAAAAAAAAAAAAAAAAGGCAAGAGAAAAGUAGAUGUUUAGAAUGGUUGUGGAAGGGGGGGGGAGAACUAAGCCAGGAUCCCGGGUGAUGUGGAGUUUCCUGCUAGGAGCCCAAAGGACUCCCCAACUUAGUUCUCCUGGGAUUUCACAGGGUCUGGGGUCACCAGAGAUGCUUGGAGAAGCAGGGUGGGUGAUGAGCUCUAUGAGCAAAGACCUCCUGACCUGAAUGAGCGAAGAGCCUCUUGGGUUUAGACACCUUUGGGAUCCCCAAUGGGUUCUCUGUCAUGGGCAGAAGAGGAGGCUGUGCCCUGGAAUCUCCAACAGUGGCCUGUGGCUCUUGGUCUCUGGCCAGAGCCUCCUACCUUGGAAGGCCUUGAAAGAAGGGGCAGGGCUGGGAGAGUCCCUGCUGAGCCGAAUCUCUUGGGUGGGAGUCCGUCCGCCCUGCACCCGCCAGCAGGAUACCUCCCGUCCUAGGAAUGGUCCUAGGAACCAAGGAAUGUGAGGGAGGAGCAGGUUGGGCUUGGAAUGAGGGUGACAAGUGGGAAGGAACCAGCCCGCCCUCCCGUGGCCCUCCAGCAGAGGCCUACCCAGACAGGACCUAAGUCCUAAACCGGUGCUCAGCCUGACCUGAUCCCUGCCAGACCAGACGAGAGAGGAGGGCUUGAGGUCUCUGCUUGAACUUAUAAAUGCUGGGCCAGCGCCUUCCCUGCCUUAAUCUGUUCCAUACCCUUAACACGGAGGACCAAGCCGUCCAUGUGAGAGUUGCUCCCUUCCUGGGUAUCCCUUUCUAGAAUCCCGAGUCCACAGGGACUAGAGCUAAACUGGUCUUCAUGGGUGUGUCUGCGUGUGAGGGUGAAUGAACCCGAGGGUGCUGCCCACCCUCCGGGGCUGCGACCUUAGGGGAGACAGGAGUAAGAAGUGGGAACAGGAGAGGUGGCUCGUGCUUCCCGAUCAGGCAGCCCCGAAGUGGUCAUAGAUGGGCUACACCCCAGAAGUGUAUCCUACUCAAAUGGGAGAAACAAGAGGCAAAUUUCCAUCAGAAGAAAGGGAAUGGAUUUUGGGUCCAGUGGGAGCAGGAGCUGCUGUUCGUCCUGCUGUAACCCUGAGACCUACAGGGUACUUGGCACACAGUGUUACUUAGUAAAUUCUUGUGGGUGAGUAAGUACCCGGCAAGUUGCAGGAGUCUUUUUCUCCCCUCCUGGCUGCCAGUCAGGCCCCCUGACCUCUGCUCCCCAGCAACUGCUGAGGGGAGAGGGGGCGGGGGUUGAGCGGGGAGGAGAGGAGAUGCCCCAAACUGAGGCCUUAGUCAGAGGGACAGAAAAGGGAUGGCGGGCUUGGGGGAAGCCCUGGAGGCUCUCCUUCUGCGUGACUGCUUCUUUUCUUAAACCCAGCCUCACACAGACACACACCAGCUGAUCCGUUCAUCCCUAGGAUGUGACGUCCCCACUUGGUCCCCAACAUGCUGCCGUGAACUUUCUUGUUCUGAGGCUUUUUGCGGCUUCACGAUGCCAACACAGAAUCUCUCCAAGCUCUUCGUGGACACGGAGGCUGCCUGAGGCUGUGUGCGAGUCUCGAGGGGCCACUCUGCCCGCCUAGGAGGCGGUUCACUGUCCCCGGACUGUUGAGGUUUAGGAGGCAGUGGUGAAUACUACUCAUAUUUUAUGUAUAGAUUUGGUUCAAGGCAAUGAACCACAAACCAAUUUAAUAUAAGAUUGAGACACCCUGAAAAAUUGGAAGUCCCAUAUCUAUUCCCAGCUACCUGGAACAAAAGAUCACAUUGAAAAUAUAGAGUGUGGGGGCUCCUGGCUGGCUCAGUCGGUAUAGUGUGCAACUCUGGAUCUCAGGGUCGUGAGUUCAAGCCCCACAUUGUAGAAUUUACUUAAAACCAAAACCAAAAACCAAAAACAAAAAACCCAGAGUGUGAAUUUCUAGCACGUGUCACAAGGAUGGAAAACUCGGGUUUCUCUGCUAUAGAAAACUUCUCUGUGGAACCACCAUCCUGUCCUCCUCAGCCUACCUCCCGCCGAACAGCCCUUGCUGUAGCUGGAAUGCAGGCCUGAGGUUGGGGUGAAGGGGACACCUAGGACCAGGCCAUCAAGCGGUCCCCCUAAGUCACCCUGGAUACGUUUACAGGACAACAGAUGAGGCCGGGAUUAUCCGUUUGUGUGCUGAGGGAAGCAGCUCUCACGGGAACUUAAAGUCCCCUUCCCUGCUGCUUCUCAAACAGAAGGCUGGCCCAGAGCCCUCAGUAGGAAAAUCCUCGGAGCUCUUUCCCUUGCGUGGACUGGGAGGGGUUUGGAGAAAGAGAGUGUUCAGCCUAAAAUAAUAACCGUGCAUCUGAUGAGAAGUUCUGGGCAAGUGCAGAUCCGGCUGAAUCACCAUCCCGGUGCUUGUGUUUCUUAAAAAUAAAUCCCUUUGUGGAAUUCUAAGUAUAGCCGGGGGAGCCCUUGGAAGAGGUCUCUCCACGCACAGGCUUGCCCAGCUCUGGCCCUGAGCGAGCUGCUGGCCAGGAGGGAGCAGCAUUUCUGGCUGGGUGCACAGGCAGGUGGCCGGCUGAUAACCCACUUCUGCCCUUCGCCAGGCUGGAAGAUUGCAGCCAGCAUCGCUGGGAGAGGAAAGUGUUUCCUCUUUCAGGCAGUUCACCGGGGUUGGGGGGGAUCUCGGUGGAACUCUUUUUUCUGCCUUUUGUUCUUCCCUGGGUUCUGGAUACCUGGGGGGCGGGGGCGGGUGGGCUGCAGAGGAAGGAGACAAUCUAGUCCUUUUCCUUUGGAAGCCCUCCGGUUCUCCGUGCUUUGCCAACCCACUUUAGCUUUUCAAGCAGGCGGGUUCCCUGGGCCACUUUCAGAGGUAAGAUAAAGCCUCCCUGUACAGGAAGAAAAAAAAUUGUUUUUCUUUUCUUCCUACUUGUUAGUUCUUAAAAUGUCAUCAUGGUGACUAGAAUUCCUGGCUUAGGACAUUGUUAAAAAUACCCCAUGAUGAAGGUAACGCAAUGAAGCCCUAUCCGCCGUUUACAUGUUAAUGAGAACUUGACCCAAGUUUAACUGAGAAGUACCGGCAAUUCAACAGGAGGGAUUCAAAGCUGAAUGGACUUGAUCCCUGUCCUCAAUUUGUCUAGUCUCUGAGGCAGGCCAAAGGAUAGGAGCCUGCAGGAGUCUUCAGCAGGUGUGCUGGCCAAUAGGGGCGAGGAGUCAUGCAUUGUGAGGGAAGGAAGUCGGAUACUUCGUGAGAGGAGUGGCCUUUGGGUCGGACUGUGGAGGGAUGACCAGACAUGGGGUUGGGCAUUCCAUGGCAUGGCGCAGAGGCUGGAGUGGUUGUGGGGUCAUCCUUCGAUGCUGGAGGGAUGCUUUGUGCGGGGAGUGGGAGAUGGGGUCCGUUUGCUCCCUGGUUAAGGGCAUGGGCUCUGGAUUCUGGGGUGAGUUCUGGCUCCCCCACUUGCUAAACAUGCAGGUUUGCUUUAAGCAAGUUCCCUUUCAGGGCCUCGAUUUCUUCCUCUGUGAAAUGGGUAGGAAGAGUAUCAGCCCCGUCAGGUUACGGUUGAGACUCCGUUAAUCCCUGGAAACCUCUCAGAGCGAUGCCUGGUGCCUCGUAGGGGCCAGCUAAAUGAAAGGUACUUAUAAUGGUGAUUUCUCAGCACCCGGAAGAUUCCUGCCAGGGUAGGUAAGGGGAGUGACUGGUGCAGGUGCUAAGGAAAGGUUUAGAAAAAAGGAGUUCAGAGACCCCCCCCCAAGUUCAAGUCCAUCUGUUUUCAAGGGAGCCAGUAGUAGACCAAGGGUAAAGAUAAAGGGUGAGGUUUUAAGAACACACUCACUUUGAAGAAUGUGGUGAAAAUUCCGUUUCCUCCGAGCUGAUGGGCUCCAAAGUGAGGGGCUCAGGUGAGUGGGCAAAAAAUGGCUUCUGUGGAGGCCACAUCCCAGGACUGAGCGGCCAGGUUUGUCCUCCUCUCCAGCCCCGGGACCCUGCAGCCCAUCCCGCCGCUGACCUCCCAGCCCAGGACUGAGGGACUGAGGGAGAGAAAAUAGGUCGGCACGGAUCUACUCCACCACCCGGGAAACCAUGCUGGGCUCGUGUCUUACUAGCGCUGUUCUCACAGAGGGAGGGCAGCACAGUGACUAGAGUUUCAGAGAAGGAGAAGUGGGACUCUGUUGAGAGAGGGGCCGGGUCGGGAAGGAAGGUGCAGGAACUGGGGUGAGCUUACAGGUGCGUGCUGUGGAGGAUGCUGGAAUGGGCAGCCACCGUCCAGGAGUGGCUUACUCUUGACAGACAAGGGGAGGUGUGAAGAGCCACCAUGGCGUUGGUCCCGUGCAGGGCCCCGGGGGGAGGAAGACAGACUCUCAUAAGUGAGUCUUUGGAUUUGGGGUAGGGUAUGGCUACUUCUAAGUGGAAUCUAGAGAACUUCUAGGAACACGUGCUCACUCCCCAGGCGAAACUCCCUCAGGCCCACUCAACACCCACCAUGACUGGCAUCGGAGCUGGCGUUGUAUUAGUGAGUUAACAGACGGACGUGAUCCCGGUCAGGAUCAGGUUUGGUGGAGGGUAAGAUUGGGGGGGGAGGCUAGGACUUGGCUGGGACUCACCAGGAUGGGAAAGUGGCUCAAAAGAGACAGUAUGGGGCGUCUUACUGCUCCGCUUCUUCAGUGUCCCACCUUGGGGGCCACGGUCCAACCAUCACUUCCACAAGACAGAAGAGAGAGCAGGAGAACCCAGGAAGGGCACAUGCUCGUUGUCUUUGGAAGAGCUGUCUGGUAAACCUCCAUGUCAAUCUCGGUGGUUACAAUUUAGUCUGAUGCUUGGCCGGCUUCAAAGAAGCUGGGAGACGUGGUUUGUGUUUUUGAUAGCUCUGGGCCCAGCUGAAAAUCGGUUUUUUUUUACUAAGACAGAAGGGGAGAGUGGAUGUGGAGGGCCACGUAACAGACUGCCCCACAGAGAUCAUUAAAAACAUCAGAUAAAGGAAAAAAACAUUCACUACAAAUUUAAUUUGUUUGGAUAAGGAGUAUGUAUAUGGUCAUGCAGCUCUACCACCAGGAAAGGUAGUGUGGAAACUAUAUUU
Mustela lutreola (European mink) is the source of this 7678-nucleotide messenger RNA. RefSeq names its product vasohibin 2 (gene VASH2). The record is from RefSeq and is a predicted model, not a curated record. Gene Ontology annotation, biological process: regulation of angiogenesis. Bases 25 to 1098 code for a protein of 357 amino acids. Gene Ontology annotation, cellular component: cytoplasm. NCBI's taxonomy places the organism in Eukaryota, Metazoa, Chordata, Mammalia, Carnivora, Mustelidae. The transcript is spliced from 7 exons.